Chrysochloris asiatica (Cape golden mole) is the source of this 1062-nucleotide messenger RNA. Its product is annotated as thyrotropin-releasing hormone receptor-like. Gene Ontology annotation, biological process: phospholipase C-activating G protein-coupled receptor signaling pathway. Gene Ontology annotation, molecular function: thyrotropin-releasing hormone receptor activity. Bases 1 to 1062 code for a protein of 353 amino acids. Gene Ontology annotation, cellular component: membrane. NCBI's taxonomy places the organism in Eukaryota, Metazoa, Chordata, Mammalia, Afrosoricida, Chrysochloridae. The transcript has 4 exons. The record is from RefSeq and is a predicted model, not a curated record.
AUGGAUGGCCCCAGCAACGCCUCGCUGAUGCCCAGUGACGCCGCUGCCCUGGGCCUCUUAGACUACAAGGCUGUAUCUGUCUUUGUGGUACUCUUGGUGUGUGUGGUGGGCAUCGUGGGCAACACCAUGGUAGUCCUGGUGGUGCUGACCACGAGGGACAUGCACACGCCCACAAACUGCUACCUGGUCAGCCUGGCUCUGGCUGAUCUCACAGUGCUGGUGGCCGCGGGGCUGCCCAAUAUCUCUGACAGCUUGGCAGGCCAGUGGGUCUACGGGCAUGCCGGCUGCCUGGGCAUCACCUACCUGCAGUAUCUGGGCAUUAACGUCUCCUCCUGCUCCAUCCUGGCCUUCACCGUGGAGAGGUACAUCGCCAUCUGCCACCCGAUGCGGGCACAGGCCAUGUGCACUGUCGCCCGGGCCAAGCGCAUCGUCGCGGGCGUCUGGGGAAUCACUGCCAUCUACUGCCUUCUCUGGCUCUUCCUGGUGGACCUUCACGUUGGCGAGAGUCGUGCUCCGGAGUGCGGCUACAAGGUGUCACGCAGCCUCUACCUGCCCGUCUACCUGCUGGACUUCGUUGUCUUCUUCGUCACUCCCUUGCUGGUGGCCACGAUCCUCUACGGGCGCAUCGGGAGACUCUUAUUCCGGAGCUCCCUGUCCCACCUUCCCCACCCCGGGGACAGCGAGGCUGCGCAGCCCAGUGCGCAGGGCGAGGGCACAGCCAGUAGUUGCUCCCACUCCAAAGGUUUCCUGUCUUCCAGGAAGCAGGUCACCCGGAUGCUGGUGGUGGUGGUGGUCCUCUUUGCUGUCCUGUGGACACCCUACCGCACGUUGGUGCUGAUCAACUCCUUUGUGGCCCAGCCUCUCCGGGACCCCUGGGUGCUGCUCUUCUGCCGCACCUGCGUCUACACCAACAGCGCCAUCAAUCCUGUCGUCUACAACCUCAUGUCCCAGAAGUUCCGCGCGGCCUUCCGGCGGCUGUGCAGGACCUCCUAUUGUGAGCCGUUUCAGAGCAGUGGGCAGCGGGCAGCGGCAGCCAGGUCUCGGGGGCUGGGCUUUCUGUGA